Geodia barretti is the source of this 1492-nucleotide messenger RNA. NCBI's taxonomy places the organism in Eukaryota, Metazoa, Porifera, Demospongiae, Tetractinellida, Geodiidae. The record is from the annotation of a GenBank genome assembly.
AUGGCAUCCGGGAGCCAGGAGAAGGACUCUGAAGCCGGGAUAUUACACAUCCUAGUUGUAGGCUUUCAUCACCAGAAAGGCUCCACCGUCGAAUUCGUCUAUCCACCGUUACGGCAGCAAGAACAGGAACCUGAUCACGUGAUCCAGAGUCUAACCUCCAGUCUUCCAGCGGAGUGGCGCCACCUACCCCACCUGGCCCUUCCAGACGGCUCACACAACUAUGAGAAGGACUCUGUGUACUUCACGCUCCCUAGUGCCUCAUCUCCCACUGGCUGUGUGCACGGAGUGGCCUGCUGCCGCCAGAUCCCCACCCAGCAACUCCACGCGGUGGAGCAAGAGGUCACGAGGUCAACCGUGCAGAAGAGUGUAUGCAUCCUCUCUCGCUACCCGGCCUACAACUUCCUCCAGUCAAAGCUGGAACUCAUCACCCACGCCUACUUCAACGUGAAGGACUUUUCUGAUGUUUCGAUUCUCCACGAGGCCUACGACAGUAUGAACGCGCAGGUAUCGAUGGGGUCUUCCCUCCGUGCACUCCACCUCGGUCUCUCACAGAGAAAACUAGUACUUCUCUUGCAACAUCGCCUCCUCCAGGUCGUCAAAGCUCUGCUACUCCAAAAGAGAGUGGUCGUUUUUGGUUCCCCUGCGGAAAAAGUCGGCAGUUUCGUUUUGUCCAUCGCGGCCCUUUUCCCACUCUCUCUUGAGCUACACUGUGACCCAGAACUACUUCCAGACAGGCACGGGCUCCCUCUAACUGUGUUUGAAACUCCGUCCUCGUUUCCACCGUAUGUUUGUCUUCAACAGCUGGAGUCACUCACUGACCCUUCGACCUCUCUCAGACUGGCUGGUGUGGUCAACCCCCUGUUUGAAAAGCAGCAGAAACGUCUGUGUGACGUGUUUGUCGACGUCGACCAAGGCUCCGUGCAUUUCCAAGAUCCCCACACGAGAUCUCAAUUACACCUCACUUCUGCAGACCUCAGAUUUUGCAGCCUGGUAGCUGAAACUGUCGGUGAACUCUCUGGACCAGACGAACCCACGACUUUCCCCGGGAGCAGCGAAUGGGUAAAAGCACAGUUCAAGAUUUAUCUCCUCUCUCUGUUGGCCACUGGUGAAAACGGUGACUCUAUUUCAAUGGAGGAAUUUGGGCGCCAUUUUGCCGCAGUGUGGCAGAAUGGAGAAGUCUUUGAAGCCUGGCAGAAACGGGAGAGAGGCGGGAUAAUGAGGGUAGACCCCCGUCAUCCCUGCGAGGGAGAUAUCUCCCUGGGUGACGUUCGUAGGAGGCUGGUGGCUCGAAUGAGUGACUAUGGUUUGAGCGUUCCCUCUGGUGAGGUUGUUGUACAACAGACACAGAGAAUUGUUUCUGAGGCCACAGGUAGAGUGACUGGAGCUGUGGGUGGAGCCUGGGCUGCUGCUUCAGCCUCAGUAUACUCUUGGUGGAGCGGUGGAGGGAAGAAUGAGGACAACAGAUAGUGUGUUCUUAUUAAACGAAAUCGCU